AUGGCGUCCCUUAGCAACCUCCCUUUAGAACUUUUACGCUGGGUGGCUGAAUACCUAACCACUCAACGCGAUAUCAGUCAUCUGAUGCAGACGAAUAAGCGCCUGUAUCACGCGAUGCACCCUGUUCUCUGCGAAUACAAUGUUCAACAUGAUGAGAGCUCCGCCUUACCUUGGGCUGCCCAAAAGGGAGAGACUCGCUUGGUGACCAAGCUCCUCACUGCCGGGGCCGACAUUUCUGCCUAUUCUCCCCGGUAUGUGGAAAGGAAGGUUCAGAACAGUAGGGACAUCGAUCCGUGGGCCAAGAAUAAUGCUUUGUUAUACGCAGCCCAGGGGGGCCACACCGCAAUCCUCAAAACACUUCUUGGGGAGACCCGGUCGGGCCAAACGGCAUCGCCGGCACAGUUGCGGUCGGUCCUGCAUUGGGCGCUGCGCCAGCACGAUGAACAGCUAGUCGAGCUAAUGUUUGCUCACAAGGCCCCCUUGGAUCCUGCAACAGAAUCAAGCGGCGCCCCAUCUGCCCUCGGAGUCGCCGUGGCCGCCAGCUACAACGCCAUCCUACCCCGACUUCUGGCUCUUGGCGCACGUCCGGGGCCUCAUGAGUGCCCGUGCCCAACCGAGCGGGCCAUUUUCACCAAGCAGCCGGAAGUUAUACGGCUACUGCUAGAUCAUGGCCUUGGCCUAUACGGUGAUAAUGCGGUGUGUCACCUUGCCCAUGAAGACGAUCGCGAUACGCUUCGGCUCUUGCUCGCAUACGGCAUGGAUCUGGUGAAUUACGGUUCUGCAGCCCUAUUCACAGCUAUUCGAGACGGCCACUACGAAAUGACUGAAUUGCUGAUCGAUAAUGGGGCCAUCAAGGAUGUAUGUUGUGAGCUGUAUCCGCCGUCUGGUCUCUUUCUCGGUACUGCGUAUAGCGCCGUUGCUAUGGCUAUAUUGUAUGAGCGGCUUGACAUCCUGAGGCUCCUCCUCGACAAAGGCUUCCUUCCCGGCCCACGAGACUUGGAACUUGCCACUGAAAGGAAUUUUACCGAGGCUGUGUCGCUUUUGACACCUUUCGCAGAACGCGACCUACAUGACGGAAACGUUAUCAACAUGUGGCACGCCUUUGGAUGGGACCCUGAAAAUCCCAGGCCCCGGGAUGGAUCCAUGUGGGAUAUUAAAUCUCGCAGACAGGGAAUUAUUGAUACUUCUGGAACUAGAGAGCCAGAGCCGGAGAGCUUGUGGGCUACGGCUGUAUCUAAUGAUGAUUACAACGACUCUGACGGUGACUACGAUUCGGAACUCGAACGAGAGUAUUGGAGGAACAGCGAGUAUGGUAGAUUCUACGUGUCCUAAUAACCGCAAGAUAACUCAGCAGCAAGGGCAAGGAGGGUUCAAUUC
Messenger RNA from Aspergillus neoniger CBS 115656, 1377 nucleotides. RefSeq names its product ankyrin repeat domain-containing protein. The coding region runs from base 1 to 1332 and encodes 443 amino acids. The transcript has a single exon. Gene Ontology annotation, molecular function: protein binding. The record is from RefSeq and is a predicted model, not a curated record. NCBI's taxonomy places the organism in Eukaryota, Fungi, Ascomycota, Eurotiomycetes, Eurotiales, Aspergillaceae.